AUGGAAAGUUGGUCCGUUGAUCAAGUCUGCAACUGGUUGAGACAGAGAAAUUUAGGAGAACUAGUUCCUAAGUUUCGUGAAGAAGAAGUGAGUGGAGCAGCUCUUCUGGCUCUUAAUGAUCGUAUGGUGCAGCAGCUGGUGAAGAAGAUUGGGCACCAGGCAGUGCUGAUGGACCUGAUUAAUAAAUACCAGCAACAAAAACGUGGGCUAGAAUCCCUUACACACUGUUGUGAAACAGCUUCUCCAAAAUUCCCACAAGUCAUCAGUGGGGCUACUCACAGACAAAUGUUAAAUUCUUCUGGUCCUGUGGAGCAGAAAAAAUAUCUGUGCUCAACUGAAAAUGAAGAAGGACUAAUUGAUCACAGAGUGCUAAAGCAAAAAAAAAAUCUGAACUCAUUUUUUGCAAGAUACAAGACGUUGCAAUGGACAAGUUCUUAUGCUUUGCCGGACUUCCCUUAUGAUGUCAAGUGCAUAUUGGCAGAAAAAAAAUGCCCUGAUCACAGUAUGAGAAUAAGGAUUAUUGAAUUUUUACAAGCAGACAUGACAAAAUACCUAGAAGGAUCACUGUAUCCGAACAGUCAGCAAUAUAACAUUGUUGUCAAUGCUCUGCUGCAGGCAUACCCAUUUCUUGAUGAAGAUGGGAAUGGCUUUUUGCUAUGGAAACGGGCCCUUAAAGAUCGUUUCAAAUAUGUGCGGAGACCCAUUGAAGAUGAUGAGCAAGUCCUGAGGAACAAAUGCAAGUUUGGCCACAGGCGAGGACAGACCAGGAAAUCUUCAUUUGCUGAAAACAAACCUGAUGAUGUCCAGGUACAGGUAGAGGAAGAAUCUGUUCAUCUUGAAGGCAGUGCAAUGGAUGUACAUAUUAAGUGGCUUCAGCAAGAAUAUAUGAAAUCUCAGAGGAACUGGAAAGAAGUGGAUAACAGAAUGAAUGUGACAACAGAAAUACGGAGAAAGAUGAUCAGUGAUAAGGCACCUUUAAAAGACAUUCUUAGACUAUUUCCUUUCUUAAGAUGCCCUUAUCAGCUUUUUAGGGAGUUCCAGCUUCUCACACACAUGGACAUUUAUAAGAAAACAGUUGAGAUUUUGGAGAUUUAUUCAGAAAACAUAUUAUCUUUGUAUGUGGUGAGGAAUAAUCCAAUUAACAUUAUGCUGCAAGAAAAUCUGAAGCGGCACACAGAGGAAGACAUUCUGAAAUAUAUGAAAAUGACUGCUGCAUGUUUACUUCUGCCAGAUGUCUUUGGAGAUGAUUCCAGUCUGUUUGCUGCAGUGAAUGAGGAGGUAAAGGCAGUGACACCAGUGUUGGAAGUAAAAAAUCCCUUCAACGUGAAUUCAUGCGAGUUUGCGCUGUAUGUAGAAAGAGAAGAGCUAGCCCAGCUCGAUGACUGCACCAUGGCCCUGGCAGCGCUGGUGGCUGCAUUUCACGUGUUCGAUAUCCCAUGCCCAAAGAGAAUCCACAGGACGCUGAAUUUCCUGGAGUCACUGGUCUUUGACGUGAGAAGCCCAGCAUCCCUGCCCACGCAGGUGAAGAGAGGGCUGGAGGCACCCAAGUAUCCCAGUAUCUGA
Molecule: messenger RNA, 1563 nt
Organism: Gymnogyps californianus (California condor)
Lineage: Eukaryota; Metazoa; Chordata; Aves; Accipitriformes; Cathartidae
Gene: SAMD3
Product: sterile alpha motif domain containing 3
Exons: 10
Coding region: 1-1563 (520 amino acids)
Molecular function (GO): protein binding
Source: RefSeq, a predicted model, not a curated record